AUGAAGGACCUGCAUCUUCACAUUGAAGAAAUUGAGGAACUGUGGACGGAAUUUCCCAAGACAGUUGUUCUACUAGACCACAUUGGAUUCUGCAAAGUACCAGAGCUAUUAAGAACCAGUUUUCCAUAUUAUGACCUAUCGCCUCUUCUAUCUCAAUUUGUGUCCAAUUUUGGGGAAAAUCGUGUCAUGUGGGGCAGUUCUGAGAUGGACUGGAUUAUGGGGAAGACUGUGAUGCAUCGUUUCCCUGGAUAA
Molecule: messenger RNA, 252 nt
Organism: Thlaspi arvense
Lineage: Eukaryota; Viridiplantae; Streptophyta; Magnoliopsida; Brassicales; Brassicaceae
Source: the annotation of a GenBank genome assembly